Nymphalis io (European peacock) is the source of this 955-nucleotide messenger RNA. RefSeq names its product circadian clock-controlled protein daywake-like. Lineage: Eukaryota; Metazoa; Arthropoda; Insecta; Lepidoptera; Nymphalidae. The coding region runs from base 150 to 902 and encodes 250 amino acids. The record is from RefSeq and is a predicted model, not a curated record. The transcript has 5 exons.
AAAUAGCUCGUCAAUCCUGUCAAGGUACACGGCUUCGAACGUCAAGACAAUAAAUAUGAAGCACAACACUCGUUUCGACGCAGUAGCUACUGAGCUCUUGUAAAAACCAGAUCAGUACUUCACUUCCUGUACAAAAGCCCAUUACUACUAUGAACUAUUUAAUAGCAUUCGCCGUUCUUGUUGGGUUCUGUCAUGUAAGAACUGAAGAUGACUUUUUACCUGAAUAUAUCCACCCGUGCAAUUUGAAGGAGAAAGAAUUUGAAAAAUGUGUAAAACAACAGAUAGAAGAAAGUCUUCCGUACUUCUCAAAGGGCAUUCCGGAGCUUGGAGUUACUUCGGUGGAUCCAGUAAAUUUGGACGAUAUAUCAAUUGACGGAAAUGGUCUUAAAUUAAAAUUCAAUAAAGCGCAAAUGCACGGACUAAGUCAUACGAAACUGACGAAACUAAAAGUGGAGCUUGGACAAGACGAAGAGAAAUUUAAUCUUGGAAUAAUAGCAAAUCUGAGCUUAACAGCCAAAUACAACGCUGAUGGUAAAAUUUUAAUACUUCCUAUCAAAGGUGACGGAGACGCUGUUAUAACGUGCAAAAACAUUGAAGUUGAAAUUAACAGUAAAUUUAAUCACAUUAAAAGCAGUAAAGGAAUUCACUUCAAGCUGGUGACACCGAACUACAAAUAUGAUAUUCAAUCUACGACAUUUAAGUUGGAUAAUUUGUUCAACGGCAACAAACAACUUGCGGAUGCAACUUUGAAAUUUGCAAAUGAAAAUUGGCGACAACUUAUGGAUGAUUUGGCUCCUCCAGUUGUGAAACAGAUUGUUAAGACUAUUAUCAAAACUAUUAACAAAUUCUUCUCAAAAGUCACUAUCUCUCGCAUAAUUAAUGGGUACACACAAACAUCUUAAAACUGUAACAAAAUUUUUGUUAUUUAAUAAAUAAUUAAAGUGAUCUUGAGGAA